Molecule: messenger RNA, 3020 nt
Organism: Oryzias latipes (Japanese medaka)
Lineage: Eukaryota; Metazoa; Chordata; Actinopteri; Beloniformes; Adrianichthyidae
Product: claudin domain-containing protein 1
Cellular component (GO): membrane
Source: RefSeq, a predicted model, not a curated record
CCGGAAGUGGAUGUCUCCAGGAGAUUAGUGUGUUUACAUCUCAGGAGUAGCCUCCGCGCACCCGGCGUCACCCCGCCGUCCACAGGAGACCCCUGAGAUUUUCCUUUCCAUUUCCCCGCUGGCUUGAACGCCGUUCUCUGAAUGUAUGUUUUAACUUUCCUGCUGUGGUUGGGAGAGUCGUGAUUCUGGACUUGAGCUGCGGGAUUGUUGUCGCGGAGUCGGCCCAUCAUCAUCCAGUCUGUGGAAGUGGGACAAGCGAACAGAUGGUGCUUUACGGACGCGGGCUGCAGAGCUGCCCACGUCCGUCCAUUUAAACUAUGAACUUCUAAUCAGUGACAUAAACACUUGACCUUUACCACCGUAAAUAAUGUCUGGGUCUCAAGGCUGAGAGAGAACGGAGAAAUAUUUAUCCGCCGAUUAAAUUGUCGGUUUAGUUAAUCCCCGCUGACGCGCGUCUGUGUUGGUGAACAAUGGUGGACAACCGUUACGCCACCGCGCUGGUCAUCGCCUGCGUGCUGAGCUUGCUGGCCACCGUGUACCUCUCCGUGGCCAUUGGGACGCAGCACUGGUACCAGUACAGCAGUCCCACCGUGCGCGGAGAGGCCAACCUGUCCGAGCUGCGGUCCCUCUACGAGGAGUUCAUGGAGGGGGAGUUCGACGAGAAAACCUACAGCGACACUCUGUUCCGUCUGAACGGGACGACGGGCCUUUGGUGGCGGUGUGUGUUCGUUCCCACCACCCCUCUGUGGUACAAGGAACCAGAUCUCAAGAUGGAGCUGCAUUGUCGAAGCUUUACCGUACCGGAGCAGUUCACCCCCAAAUACAAAGAACCGGGGAACCACAACAGUGGGGAGGACAUGAUUCGCACAUACCUGUGGAGGUGUCAGUUUCUGCUGCCUCUGGGGUCCCUGGGUCUGGUGGUUCUGGCCGGCCUCACUGGUGUCCUUGCAUGUCUCUGCCGAAGCCUGGCCCCUACUCUGGGUAUAGGAAUUCUCCAUUUGCUUGCCGGUCUCUGCACUUUAGCCACGGUGUGCUGUUACCUGGCUGGGAUGGACCUGCUCCACAGGGUCUCCGUGCUCCCCGAUAAGGUGGACGGCUCUCUGGGGUGGUCUCUCUAUCUGGCUCUGGUUUCCUCGCCUCUGCACAUGAUGGCGGCGGCGCUGCUUCUGUGGGCGGCGCGCAGCCACAGCCAGAACUACUACCGCAUGACCGCCUACCGUGUGGCGUAGACGACUCACAAACCCAUUAUAACUGAACUUUGACGCCAAGAUGAUUUUUUUUUCCAAGUACAUCUGCAUGUUUUCCAAGUGCACAUAAUCAGAAAGUCCACUACAGUCUUUUUUUUUUUUUAUCUUUAGGUCGUCGUCUUUUUUUUUUUUUUACCAAAAACAAAAAAAAAAAAGCUUGGUAUUGGAGGAACAUUUAUUGAUAUCUAGCAUGUCAGUAAAAAUCCAAAACCAUAAAACAUCCAAAAAGGCUUGAAUGUUGCUCAUCAAUGGGCAUGGCUUUAAAAGAUCUAAAAAGCCUACCGGUAAUUGAGGGAGAUGUUGUGGCUGAAAAAAAACAAUCAAUGACACGUGAAACACGGACUCUGCUACGUCCAGAAGGACAAAAGAAGCUACAACUGCCGAAGAUAAACAGUUUUUUACGAUUGUUGGUGUUUUUUAUUUUUUGUUUGUUAGCAAAAAGCGUCCAUAAAUAACAAACCAAGACAUGUAAGAGUUUGGGGAAAAAAACCAGGUAUCUGAUGUGUCAUGUUAACCAGAAGCACAGAGUUGGAACCCGCCGCCCCCCUUGAGCCUGGAAGCUGAGGGGGUCCAAACCGCUUUCAAACCGAAACCUUUCACAAAGUAAAAUCACAAAACGGUACCAACUCCCGUCGUCUUUGUUCCAGGUCAGUCCUGAGUCUUUAAACACCCUCAAUCCGAUGCUCUUCUUUAAACUUCUCUGUUUUCGUCGUCUGCGCUGCAUUUCGUUUGUGCGAUCUGUUUAAAAAAGCCUUUUUUGUUGUUUUUCCUGAAAUGUUAUCACACUCAUUUCCUGAAAUGGUGGAAUGCUUCAAUCACUCAAGACGCACACUGAAUAUUCCUGUCUAGUCUUUUUAUUUCGUUUGUCCAGCUUGGCUGCAAUAUGAUCGAUGUACAUGACAAAACACAACAAACAGUGUUCCAAUAGUUUACAGCAGUCAUGCAGCAAAGGAAAUGUGCGACUGGUGUGUGACGAAUGACUGCAGGCUGCAGGUUUGUUUUGGUUUUUAUUUCGGAUGUCACCCAAAGAUCCAUGUGAGUUUGAUGGAUUUCUCCUAUUGUGGGACCUAAAAAAAAAAAAAAAACAGCAGCUGUCUGUAAUGCACAAAGGUGCGGGACACAGCCGAGGAUUGUGGGAGCCCAAAAACGCGUCAUCUGUCAUUUCAGCCGCUUUCAGAGCAGCUUUAAGGCGACUGUUGUUACUUUUUGUUCCGUAAAGGUCACAUUUCUGUUUCCCUUUUUUUGUACUGAAUUGACAUGUCGUUUAUCUUUUCAGUGAUUUUGAGUUAUUGGUGUAUUUUUCAUGUAAGUUCUGUUACGUUUUUUUAGUACAACUAAAGAUAAAGGAUGAUUUAGUCCACAUAGUUGUGUUCACAUUUUGUUUACCUCAUACUUGUUCUUGUGAACUUGUUUUUAACAGUGUUUUUGUCAUUCGGAUUACAUUUUUUGUUGCCACCGUAGCGAAAAAAAACAAUCAAUUUGCUUCCUUGGCAUUAUGAAUGUAAUUUAAAGGCCAUAUUAUGAUAAGCUACCCCCUCCCCUUUUGCACAUGCCCCAAAUGUUGCUAUGGUAACUGGUAGUAAAAGUAUUUUUUUGAUGUAAUUAAGGUUCCACGGUCCUUUCUAAAACAUGUUUUGAAAUAUUUGUGAAUGCAUUUAAAAGCACAAGAAGCGUCUCACUCCUCUGUAUCCUGUGAUGUUUGUGACUCCUCCGUGUAAACUUUGUGUCGUAAACUUUUAAAGGGUGCGUUAGAAUAAAAAAAUGUUUCCUUUU